Messenger RNA from Lethenteron reissneri (Far Eastern brook lamprey), 7644 nucleotides. Its product is annotated as alpha-1,3-mannosyl-glycoprotein 4-beta-N-acetylglucosaminyltransferase B-like. The record is from RefSeq and is a predicted model, not a curated record. Gene Ontology annotation, cellular component: Golgi stack; endoplasmic reticulum-Golgi intermediate compartment; endoplasmic reticulum. Gene Ontology annotation, molecular function: acetylglucosaminyltransferase activity. Gene Ontology annotation, biological process: protein N-linked glycosylation. NCBI's taxonomy places the organism in Eukaryota, Metazoa, Chordata, Hyperoartia, Petromyzontiformes, Petromyzontidae.
UCUUCCUCCUUAUCUCGCGCGCGCCGCUCUCUCGCGUCUCGCCGUCUUGUUUACGCGUGCGAGCUACGCGCUCACCGCCGCCACCACCACCGCCACCACCACCGCCAUCGCCGCCACCACCACCACCACCAUCGCCACCACAAUCAUCACCAACGUCGCCACCACAAUCGAGCCACUGCUGCUGCUUCAUUCAUUCAGCUCCAGAGCGGCCGCGACUGACGGCGAGCAAGCGACUGUAGCGCUGUCGCUGCUGUGAAACCUCUUUCACCUCCGCCUCAUCCCCAACAUCAUCAUCGUCAUCACCAUCACUAUUUCGCGAAUCGCUGUCAUCUCCCCGACCGCUCUGUAAGCAGAGCGCAGCCUCGACUCGACAUUUUUAUCAGCGACUGAUCAACACAGCAGCAGCAGCAACAGCGAGCCAUUCUCAUCUGCCUCCUCCUCAUCAUCAUUAUCGGCAUCGGUUGACCAGUUCACCAAGACGAGGAAUAAUCUGUCCACUCAACCGACGACCUUAACCACCCAUCCACUCACUUUAACUACCAUCCACUCAACCACUCACCAUCCAUCCAUUUGCCCAGCCACCUACCCAACCACUCAAUCAUUUAUACACCUAAACAAACAGCCAACCAUCCACCCACCCACUCAACCACCCACUCAACCACCCACUCAACCAUCCACUCAACCACCCACCCACACACUCAACCUACCACCCACCCACUCAACCAUCCACCCACCCACUCAACCAUCCACCCACCCACUCAACCAUCCACCCACCCACUCAACCAUCCACCCACCACUCAACCAUCCACCCACCCACUCAACCAUCCACUCAACCAUUCACUCACCCACCCAACCCUCCCCCUACCCACCAAACCCCCUACCCACCGAACCAUCAUAUCUUCACCCACCCAUUCAUUCAUCCGCGAACGGUGGCUGUUACCGGUUAGACCGGACGCGGCGGUCAAAAACACCGGCGCGGCGCCUCUCUCCGCACUCAGCCCCCCCCCUCCUCCUCCCCCAACGCAUUUGCUUCCCAGCGGCCCCCACUGAGUAAUCUCGGGGCUCCCAGCCAGAGACCCUCCUGCUGCUGCUGCUGCUCAGGGACCCCCCCCCCCACAAGCCGGCUCGGGGACGCGGCGAGAGGAGAGGACAUGCCGCGCGGGACGACGCCAUGAGACUCAGGAAUGGAACGGUGGCAACGUUCCUGGUCCUGGCGACCUUCGUGUCGGUGUCUCUCUACACGACGUGGCAGACGCAGAAAGAUGACGAGGUGGCGGGGUACCAGCGUGAGCUGCAGUCCGUGCACGAGCGGUUGCUGCUGCUGGAGACGAAGAGUGCCCAGCGCUCGCGCGAGCUCGCCUCCGUGCUGCACGGCCUGCAGCGCGGCAACCGCAGCAACGACGGUGCCGCGAAGCGAGAGAAGCGUGUGCCGCUGGUCGUCGGCGGUGGCGGCGGCGGCGGCGUUGCCGCGGUCCCCGGCGUCAGCGGCGGCGGCGUCGUCGUCGGCGUCAGCCGCGGCACCGCAGCCCCCCGCGAGGCGGAGGGGCCCAUGGGCGGAAUCUUCUACUACCUCCCUCACCUGCUGCUGCCGCCGGGCCGUGGCCUCGCGCCGGCCGUGCACCUCACACAGGGCCGCAUGGGUGUGUCGGUGGUGCUGGGUGUGCCGACGGUGAGGCGCGCCGUGCAGACCUACCUGAUGGACACCCUCGCGUCGCUCACCCAGGAGCUCUCGCCCAACGAAAAGAGGGACUGCCUCAUCAUCGUCUUCAUCGCAGAGACAGACCUGAGCUACGUGAACACGGUGGUGGAGCAGCUCAAGAAAGGGUUCCAGCACGAGCUGGACACGGGCCUUCUGGAGGUCAUCAGCCCUCCCGUCGGCUACUACCCCGACAUGGGCAGCCUCAAGCAGACGUUUGGAGACUCGCUGGAGAGAGUCAGGUGGAGAACCAAGCAGAACCUCGACUUCUCCUUCCUCAUGCUCCACGCGCAGCCCCGCGGGAGAUUUUUCGUACAGCUGGAGGAUGACAUCGUGGCGAGGCCCAACUACCUGACGACCAUGAAGAACUUUGCAGAGCAGCAGCCGUCCGACGAGUGGAUCAUCCUCGAGUUCUCGCAGCUGGGCUUCAUCGGUAAGUUGUUCAAGGCGUCGGACCUGAACCCGAUCGUGGAGUUUUUCCUGAUGUUCCACAAGGACAAGCCCAUCGAUUGGCUGCUCGAUCACUUCCUGUGGGUCAAGACCUGCAACCCAGAGAAGGACGCGAAACACUGCGAGCGGCAGAAGGCGAAUCUCCGCGUCCGCUUCAAGCCGUCGCUGUUCCAGCACGUGGGUACCCACUCCUCGCUGUCAGGCAAGAUCCAGAAGCUCAAGGAUCGCGACUUUGGGAAGCAGCCGCUGCACAAGGCGCACCCGAACCCGGCGGCGGAGGUGAGCACGAGCCUCAAGAUGUACCAGCAGUACACGCUGGAGAAGGUCUACCUGGGACAGGACUUCUUCUGGGCCUUCACGCCCGUCGCCGGCGACUUCAUCCUCUUCCGCUUCCACGAGCCCAUCCGCGUUGAGAGGUACCUGUUCCGUAGCGGGAACAUCGAGCACCCGGGCGACAAGCUGUUCAACACGAGCGUGGAGGUGCUGCCCUCCCUGAGUCCCGACUCGGGCAAAGAGACGCUUCAAGACACCAAGGAUCGCUCGUCCAAGUACGUGCGGACGGAGGACGGCUUCUUCCGCAUCGGAGCGUUCGUGAAUGGCGCCGCUGAGGGAGAGGUGGAGCAGGGUCUGGGCCCCAUCACGGCUCUGCGUCUCUCCAUCAUCACCGACUCGCCCGUCUGGGUCAUCCUCAGCGAGAUCUACAUCAAGAAGGCAGCGAGGUGACGGUGACACGGAGGCCCCCUCCCCCCGCGCCUCCUCCUCCUCCGUCGUCGUCACUGCCGCGGCAGCGAAGAGGAACUGGGACUGGUGUCGAACCUCCGCCCCUCGUCUCGGCCACAACGCCCGUCCCUCCCCGAGCCGUCGAAGGCGCCUGGGAGGGGAGACGACCGCCAAGGGUGGAGAAGCGAGGAGAAUCAACCUCGAGUUUUGGAGGGGGGGGGGGGGGAAGCCGAGAGGAGGAGUGGACACAAUCAGAACUCCUGGAUCUUGCGAUUUGAGAUGUUUUGGGGGAUUAAAGAAAGGCCUCUUUCAGCCCCCCCCCCCCACCCCCAUUGAGUUGUUUUGGGAACGCAAAAACGUUUUGUUGUUGUCUCCAAAGCUACCGGCCUCGUCUUGGGCAACUGGUGAAUAAGUUAUGAGAGAGGGUGACUAUUUAUGUUUAAAUUAGUAUUUUCAUUUAUCGACGCCGUUCAUGCCGUGUGGUGGCAUGGGGGUGUGGUGGUGGGUGUUUAGCGGUGGGGGGUGAGAUGAUACAGAUCCGUCGAGCGAGAUCGAGCCUUGUGCUCGGGGUACACGCCGUGGAGAAUCGCAGUGUGUGCUGAAGAAGUGGGGGUGUGUGUCUAAGGAUCAAUGUCUCUCUUUCAAUUCGUAAAUGAACCUUAUGGCGAGACCCCCGGGGUCCACGAAUAAAUUGAAGUCAAAAUCUUAAUCAGUUAAUUAAUUGAUUUUUGGCGACUCCGUCCCACCGCGCGCAUGAACGCCGCGACCCACCUGGCGCGGAUCAUUCUGUUGUGAUGUCCAAGUGCGACGAAUGCGCAGAAGAGCUGAACAAGCGAAUGCACUCCACGCUCGGGUACGGGCAGGAUCAUAAGUCUUAUCCAAAGCUGCUCAACCUGCCUACACGACUAAAGUAAUUUAUUUGUCAUAACGGGAUGCAUAAUACAGUGAAACUGCUCUCUUAUCUACAUUAUUUGUGACGUACCAAUGUCUGCAGCCAGGAUCAAUCGAUGACAAUCCUAUUACCUGCAGAUAUUUAACAGAUGAGAUGCGUUGCACCGUUAAUUCCUUCUGUUUGAUAAUACUUCUCUUGUCCGUAUGCAUCUGUGCAGAUAGGUUUUUUUUGCGGUUAAGCCAUAGUCCCCACAUACCGCUCGUAUCAAUGCGGAUAAGAGGAGCGGCGACCCACUACUCUGUAGAGUAACAUUGGUGUGAACGCUUGUGACAAUAUGAACAGCGCAUUGAAAACGCGUACUAUUGUAUGUACUGUUUACAAAGUGUGUUCACAAAUCCACACUGAGAAGAAACACGAUGAUUGACAGAGGGGUGUAAAUUAUUUUUUCGAUAGUGGAUUUAAAUAGAGGGACUGCAGGUAAGUAGUUUUCCGUUUUAAAGGCAUAGUUUAACAAGACAAAACUUGCCACCAUCCUUCAAACCCAUUGGUGAAAAAGAGCAACGUUUUUGUUGACAUAAUAAUAUAAUGUUUAUAUUAUAUAAUGUUUAUAUUAUAUAAUGUUUACAUUAUAUAAUAUUUACAUAAUAUAAUGUUUACAUUAUAAUAUAAUGUUUAUGCGAGACUCGGGGGCUAAUGGUCCCGCCAUAAGGUUCAUAGAACCAGUGCUUAAUUCCUCAAUCCAUACUUUCCGGAACGCUGUUUUAGGCUGGCUUGAGAGUAGGGAUUACCGACAUAAGGCACUACAACUGCAGUACAAGGUACGCCUAUCCGGUAUAACCCUAUAUUAUUGCACCUUUCCGAUAAUCCCACGAAAAAAGGUCUAUACGAAUUAGGACAAAGUACGGCGUUGUGAGAUGGAUGCGGCGCGUGCCAAAAUAAUUUCCGGAACGGUGUUCCCGACCAGUCUUGCUCUGCUGAAAUUAUGCAUCGUAUGUGUGUGUGCGUGCGUGUGUGUGUGCGUGCGUGCGUGCGUGUGUGUGUGCGCGCAUCUGUGCGUGUGCGUGCGUGUCGUUGCAUGCAAUGGAUUUGGCACGACGCAGUGCAUCCGCCAGAUUCUCCCAAAGCGAGGCGGUCGGCAACCAAACAUAACGAGAAGAUAACAAAAAAAAUUCGAAUUGUGUAACAAACCAACCCCCACCCCCCACAAUUUCUAGAGCCGCCAAUGCACUGCGGUGAAUAGAGGCGGUCCUUGAUAUACAACGUCCAACCAUCCUUGUUGUAACCCCUAUGUUAAGAACGGCACACGCACAACAGUUUGUAAUGCGGCACAUCUUCACUGCAGGAUGCUCGCAAACGUUUUCCGUAUUCUGUAUCCGCACACUUUACGCGUGUGUGUGUGUGUGUUUGGACCACAAUCUUCCUGACCGUCUCACUCCCGAACGCUCUCUCUCUCUCUCUGGAGGACGUUACAUGCCACCCGCUUCCACCUGUCAGAUACAGUAAGCAUACAGAGACACCAAUUGUAUUGUUGCAAAGAAAUACACUGUUUAAUGUGAGGUUAAUAUCAAUGAAACGGGAUAUUUAUAUUUAGAAUCUUAAGUAAAAGCGGACUGAUAAACGAAACGAAGGAGCUAAUUUGAAGUAUAGGAAUACGUUUCAGACUUGUCAAUAUUUUCUAGCAAAUGCACAGCUAAAGUGAGUUCGCAUCAAUGACACGGGAUGUUUAAUUACGUAAAAGCAUGUUAAGUUAUCUCGUAAAAAAACGUGUUCAACUUUUUUUUUACGUUCGGAGCGUUAGGCUGUCGUUUAGCAUUUUCGAGCGGGACUGUAGACAUUCAUGGUUUCGGUUUUGCUUCUCAGUUAGACUUUUUUUUUAUGAAAUCCAUAUUUGAUAAACGCGCACGUACGUUUAAACUUCUUUCACACCGUACGUAGCCACACCGUGCUGAUCCGGAUGUGCUUGCAAAAGUCAGUAGGUUCGAAGCUGGAUGGAAUGCCAGACGCAUAUUAUCUCUUCACGUUGCUAAAGGCAUCCGGUAAAGAAUUCCUAUUUUUACGAUCAAUAAUUUUAGUCCAUUGAUAUUGACGGUGCCAGGGUAGAUUUGUGGCUUUCUGUAUUUUCGAGUUAGGUCACCAAGCCUCUGUAUUAGGAACCCCCACGUGUCCUCUGCCCUGCACAUCGGCAAAUUCCACUCUUGUUCGGUCCACUCCUGUAAAAUGCUGAAACGUUGACGAGCCGAGGUUUUCGGCAUUCAAGGGGUUUCAACAUUUUUCGAUGUAAAGCUUUCGUGACUGCAGGGAUUCAUCUUCUUGGUUAUUUCGGUAAAGUCACGUAGAAGGGAAAUAAUAAAAUAAUAAAAUGAAACAUAAUAAAAUACAAUUCUCACGACGUUUCGGCCACAAGGCAAGCAGCCGUCCUCAGGUGAAGAACAGGUCUGUCGGAAAGACGCUAUCUUUCCGACAGACCUGUUAUUCACCUGUUUUAUUUUUAUUAUUUUAUUAUUUCCCUUCUACGUGACUUUACCGAAAGAACCGAGAAGGGAGUUUCAACAUUUUUUUACAAAAAUUCUCUUUUCCUUUACAAAGCGCGGAAAUCGCCUCGCAAAGGUUUUCUCGCGUUUUCAGUAUCGCGGGUCCGAGGUUCUCAACGUUAAGCUCAAGAGUUGCGUUGCCUCUUUAAAUCGCCCCCGUGACAGGAGACUGGACCAGAGGGAGCUGUCACCGAUGUCUCUCGCAAACAACGUUAGUUUUCGCGUGUCAAACGAUCGCACCUCUUCUAAAAGCAAGAGAGCGGCGUUUUCCCUCUCCCUCGUAGCUUUCCGUUAAGGCCAAUUUUUGAAUGCGAGGUGAUGUCCACCCACCGCGCAGUGACAUUUCCGUAGCCGCGGUAGGAUCCGAUUAGCAUGGUCGACUACGUACGGCGCAAAGGAAGUUCUACACACACACACAUCAGCUCGGCGUAUUCACAAGACAUUCGUUUAUUUCAGACAGGCCACAUAACGCGCAAGCACGUUUCCACUGGAAAGCCACCUUUAUCCUGUUUCGCUGGAGAAGGUUGGAAUAUCGACGGCUGAGCCGCUUCAAGAAGUGUGCAGGACUGCUGCUGGUUCGAGCCUUUGCCAUUCAUUUGAUCGUAGAUCUGUAUUAACCAGGGGUCAUCACGACACCCGUAAUCUCAGAUGGUUGGAAACGUUGUGCACGGAGUGCUUGUUUUGUGCUUGUUUUGUGUUUGUUUUGAAGCCAUUCCAACCCCGCUUUAAUUAUGCCAAUUUUUUUUCUUCACAUUUUACUAGAUUGAAAAUGCGCGGUGUCUUUGGCAGAGCAAACGCCGCAAUGCCUCCCCUUUGAAAUAAUCGAGACUUUAUUGGCAACAUGGUCAAAACACGGAGACUUCCGAUUUAAGCACGGUUGGUGGCGACGAAGGAAGUUCAGCAUACUAAAGUAUAAAUAGAAACACACAUACGUACAUAUUUCAGGGGAGGGGGGGGGGAAUAAUUCAACGUUUAAAAAAAUAUUAUAUCGUUUGCCGUUGCGAUACGAGUUGUUCUUUGAGCCGUUUAUCGAAAAUUGAUUACGAGGGUUUUUUUUAUUUUGCUCUGCGACUAUUGCGUCGGGGAGCACAAACCGAAUCCGACUGCUGCUCCAAAAAGUAAAAAAAAACACAAUCAAUACUGCAUCUGUAUCGUUUACAUCCCCUGAGGGUUUAGUAGUCAAAGACACUGGAAACGGGGUUUUAGGCAUUGGAUUUAAAUGUUAAGAGCGUUUCUGGAAGUGUGUGUUUUUUUCUUCUUCUUCUCAGAAGGAAUCUGUUGUGUAUAUAUAUAUUUUGCUGGACAAAGGUGGGAGCUGGUUGAUUGACCAAGAAAUACACUUUAUAUUACGAUGA